GAUGCGCCAACUCAGCUGCUGCAAUCUUCAAAAGAGUUGUAUAUUAGUGUUGCUUCAAGUCGCUCCAAAAGAAUAAUUCACCGUAAAUAUGAUGGUUCAACACGUCCGAAGGUGUAGGGAAUUUACUGGGCCUACUCCUCACUCAGUGGCUAUCAGAGCAAAACCGACAAGCAAAAGACCUGUGGAACAUCUUAUUCUCGAAACAAGGAGAAAAGAUGAACUUAGGGAGCAAGCUAUAGCUGAAACCAAGUACCAGAAACAUUGUGAUCUAAAGUCGGAAUGGGAGAAAGCUACUGAUAAAAGAAUAAAGAGCAACACGAUUGCUAGAAGAGUUGAAAAGUUAAUGCAAAGAGGAACUUUUAGCUUGGAGGAUAGAAGAGAAAGAUUGAAAGAAAUGCUGUUGGCUGAAGAGCAACAGUACAUUGAAGAAAUGGAAGCAAAAGAAGAAACAACUCUUGAAAGGCAGGCAAAGAUGAGAGAAAGAGCCAAGUUUUUAAAAGAGAAAAGAGAGCAAGAACGACUAAAACUGGUGGAGGAAAAGCUUGAUCAGAGAUGGAGGGAUAAUUGUGAAGAGCUUCGCUCAACUCUUAGUCAGCGUCAUCAAGAUGAAGUUUUUGUGGAGCGUCAUGAACAGUUGAAAAUGAAAGAGGAGCAGAAAAAGAAGGAAUUAGAAGUAGAUAAAUUUUAUGCUGACUUGUGGGCAGAAGAUAUCAAGGUUAAAAGUAUGAGAGAAGAGCAAACUGCAAGGGAACAGAUUGAAAGGAACAGGGAAACAUUAAAAGUUCUACAAGUUCAGAUAACAGCCUGUGAGAAACAGCGAGAAGAUGAAGAGAAACUGAAGGAGAUGGAGGCACAGUGGUUGAAGGAAGAAGCUAAGCUUAGAGCAGAGGAGGAAAAAUGGCUACAGGAAGAGAAGCUUCGCAAGCAGAAGGCAGCAAAAAGGUCAAGAGAGGUGUCCAUCAGACUCAAGAAUGAGAAAGAGGCCAAAGAGAAGCAAGAAGAACUAGCACUGGACAUGAAAAUAUUAGAAAAACUUUUGGAUGAUACAAGAAAUGAAGUGAAAGAAGAAACACAGAGAAAGCGUGAAAUGCGUGAAGGGAAUUUACGUUUCAUGCAGUAUUGUGCAAUGAACCGUAAAGAGGAGGAGGACAGAGAGAAGGAGCUGGAGCGCAUCGUAAAUGAGGAAGUAGAAAAGAAAUGGGCACAAACUAUCAAGCAGUACAAAAUGGAGAGAGAUGCCCGCCAGAAACUCUUGGCAAAUGUCAUGAAAUCUAGGGAACAACAGAUUGAAGAGAGAAAACGACUUGCUGAAGAGGAACAAGAAGCUGAAAAAGCCGAAAGGGAUGCACUCUUAGCAGCGAUUGAAGAGCACAAGCGAUUAGAAGCAGAGAAUCAAGAGAGAAUAAAGAACAGAAAUAUUGGUUAUCAACGGGACCUUGACAUGCAAAUUGACUAUCAACGCAGAGUCAAGGAUAAACAAAUGGAAGAGGAAGAAAGGGAAUUCAGAAUGGGACAGGAAGCUGAAGCUGAAUAUCAGAGAAAGCUCAAAGAAGCCCUUGAGAGACCGACCACCGAUAGAGUGCACCCCAUGAGAAUCAUGGGAACAGCGCUGAGAAACAAAUCCAACUAAAAGAAUUGCCAUAUUGACGGUUUCGCCUUCUUUAUUUUUUGAAGAUUGAGAAAAUUUUGAUUCAGCUUUUUAACGAUGCCUAUUGUAGAGAUGUAGUGAAUUGUACAACUAAAACAAUGCCACCUUUUAUUUUCUGUACCGAAUAUAUAGCUUCUGUAAAUAGAGAUGAAUAAUAAUUGAGUGGUCUUAGUGAUAUGUACAUGUGGAACUAAUCUACGAAAUGACAUCGUUAAGGUUUUCAGUUAACGGAUGUGGCCAAAGUGUGUUGUAUGUGAAAACGAAAUCAUUUUUUUGUGUAAACAAAUAUUCUCCAUGAUGAUCCAGAGCUUGUUGCAGAAAAGAAAACUUUUAUACAAGCCUAACCUCUGCAAUUAAAACUCCUUGGCAUUUUAAGAUACGGAUGAAACUAUAGAAAAACCAUCAUCACAGUGGUAACUAUUUUCAAAUGAAACAACCUCGUUUCCAGGGUCUCUCAUCAUCCUGCCCCCUGGAGCUCGCUCCAGGGGGCGGGAGGAUGAGAGACCCUGGGAACGAGGUUGCACAUCAAACGCCUUAAGGAAGUCCUUUUAAGGCAGGUGGAAAUAAAACUUUCCCCUGUGCUACUGGGUGUAGGUAUGAAAUAAUCUUUUCAUCUCAACGGUGCUUUGCGCUGAAAGACACAAAGACUGAAAAAAUUCGUAUUCCGCUUUUCCUUAAAAAAUUUUGUCCACUAUAUAGAAUUCUCGUGCUGUCACUAGACAACUGGAAAGCUGGACUGCUUUUGGAACUUGAGAAGAAGAACCUUGAAGUUCAUUAAUUUUCCAGGAUGCGAGAACUUUUUAAUAUUCUCUACAAUGGCCAUAUUCCCAACGAGCCUUUUUAUUUUUUAGGAGGCUUUUUUCGGUAUUGCCGCAUUAUUGAUAAAGUGACGACUCACAUUUGUAAUUAUAAGCCGCUUUCCGCAAAUUAUACUUUAUGAACCGACGAUACCAGUUAGGUAGAGAAACAGGCACAGCGCGUAAAAAAAAAAGCAAAUAUAUAUAUAUAUAUAUAUUUAGUCGUUAAUGGAACUCU
Molecule: messenger RNA, 2683 nt
Organism: Stylophora pistillata
Lineage: Eukaryota; Metazoa; Cnidaria; Anthozoa; Scleractinia; Pocilloporidae
Product: cilia- and flagella-associated protein 53
Source: RefSeq, a predicted model, not a curated record